This is a messenger RNA of Polychytrium aggregatum, 1852 nucleotides long. RefSeq lists its product as uncharacterized. NCBI's taxonomy places the organism in Eukaryota, Fungi, Chytridiomycota, Chytridiomycetes, Polychytriales. The transcript has 5 exons. The record is from RefSeq and is a predicted model, not a curated record. Bases 14 to 1852 code for a protein of 612 amino acids.
CCAACUUCCGCCAAUGCUCCCCAUGCAGGCUUCCCUUCUGGCGCUGGCGCUUUCGGCCACCGCUGCGGCUCUCCCGGCCGCCAAGCUCCGAAUCAGACAAGACUCGCCUCGCCCCAACGGCAUCCAGUACCUCGACGGUGCCCCUGGUGCAAGCAACCUUGCCACCACUACCACCACCCGGCUCAUCUACGGCAGCGGACCGAUUGUCCCCAACGUCAACGUCCACCCCAUCUACUACGGCAGCAACGUGAACUACCAGAGCCAGCUCAACACUUUCUAUAGUGCAAUCGUCGGCUCGUCCUACCUGGCUUGGCUGUCUGAGUACGAUACCCCGAGCCAAAACAUUGGCACCGGCACCUUCUCGUCCUCGAUCGUCAAGAGUAUCGGUCCCAACACUACCAUCGACAACUCCGCCAUCCAGACCUGGCUCCAUGGACUUGUUGCAAGCGGAACUCUGGUCCCCACCCAGAACACGUACUACCCUAUCCACUUUCCCCCCGGGUACACCAUUACCGCUGGCGGCGAACAGUCCUGCGUCGUGUUCUGCGCUUUCCACAGUGCCGUUUAUAUCGGGGAUAUUCCCGGAACCCAAAUUUACUACCUCACCUACGGCGUCAUGCCCGACCUGAGUACCAGCGGAUGCGCGGGCGGAUGCGGCAGCGAUCCCUCCACCCUCAACAACCUGCAAUCUGUCUCGUCCCAUGAGCUGUUCGAGACCAUCACCGACCCUAUCUUCAACGGCUGGACCGAUGGUAACGGCAACGAGAUCGGCGAUCUCUGCAAUCACAUUCAUGCUACCAUUACCGGCACCGACGGAAACAACUACAUUGUUCAGAAGCAGUGGUCGAAUGCCCAUCAAGGCUGCUAUGCUCCUCCGCUUUCGAGCCCCUCGUCGUCGAUCCUCCACUACUACCACCACUCCCACCACCACUCCGACAACCAUCAGAUCCUCCACUACUACCACCACUCCCACCACCACUCCGACGAACACCCCCACGAGCACUGCUACAAGCGUUCACUCUUCUUCAUCCUCCGCCACAAGCUCUGCUUCCUCUACCAACCCUGCUUCCUCGUCCUCCACCACAUCCUCUGUCUCCUCUUCCCACCCCGCUUCUUCCUCCUCCACCAUAUCCUCUGCUUCCUCUACCCACCCCGCUUCCUCUACUACUUCCUCUGCCCCCUCUUCCCACCCCGCUUCCUCGUCCUCCACCACAUCCUCUGUCUCCUCUUCCCACCCCGCUUCUUCCUCCUCCACCAUAUCCUCUACCUCCUCUUCCCACCCCGCUUCCUCGUCUACUACUUCCUCUGUGUCCUCUUCCCACCCCGCUUCCUCGUCCUCCACCACAUCCUCUGUCUCCUCUUCCCACCCCGCUUCUUCCUCGUCUACUACUUCCUCGGCUUCCUCUACCCACGCUUCUUCCUCUACUACUUCCUCUGCCCCCUCUUCCCACCCUGCUUCCUCGUCCUCCACCACAUCCUCGGCUUCCUCUACCCACGCUUCUUCCUCUUCGUCUUCUCCCUCGUCGACUGUCUCCUCUACUUCUCACUCUCUUUCCUCGUCUGCGUCCGCUUCUGCCUCUGCCUCGGCCUCCGUUUCAAAAUCCACCACCACCACUACCACGGCUUUUUCGACAUUCCCAUCUUCGACUCUCCCGUCCACCCGCACGUCCGCCACUGCCUCGCCUACUUCUGCCACAUCCACAGUCUUCAUCCCAACUUCGACAGCCCUGCCCACCGCCACCAUCACCGAUACAAUUACCUCCAUCCUCACCGCUACCUUUACCGCUACUCUCACCGACCCGCCACCAUCACCGCUUCGACUCCGCUCGUUGCCCCCACCGCCAACUUUUAG